UCACAUGACGCCUUAAUACCCAAUGACACUAACUACAGUGUCUCAUUAAGAGGUCAUGCAAACUCCCAAGCUAAACAAGGCAUUCUUACAUAUUUAACAUUCAAAUGCAGAAGCCAAGCUAAGCCAUGGAAGAUUGUAAUCAGAAAAAAGCUACACUUCCUGAUCCGCACAAAAGCUACAGGUUCUUUAAACAAGAGAGAGAUUGCUGGCAUUUUGGGCUGAAAUCUGGAGGUUAUUUUGGAAUGUGAAAACUACUUGCUGCUUGGAUCCAUGACAACCAUGUAGAUACUAUUCACUCGCUUUAAUGAUCUACACCAACAUGGAUCAAGACAUUUAAACCAAACCUUUCAAGCAGUCAAUGGAGUACAAUCUGAAAGAUUAAAGAAAGUCCAGAUGGGGUGCAGGUGCUGCAAAAUGAUACAAAGCUAUAUUUUUGAUCAAGAAGAAGUACAAUCACCUGGAUGUAUUCCUGAAGUAAACAGCUACAAACACAACGACCAAGGCAGCAAUAAAUCAAAAUUCAAAGAGAAUAGUGAAAUUCAAGAACAUAAAAAUGAACUCCAGAAGGAUGAGCUAAACAGAACAGAAAAUAAAAAUCAGGUACAUAGCACAAAAGAAAAUCUCUGGAACCAUGGAGGCAAUGAUUUUCAAGAGGAUGGCGUGAAGUGUGUUGCAAAGCUCAAUGUUGCGGUCAAUGGUGGCAACUCCUGUGCAGGAGUGCACCCCACGCUCGAUCCCAACACAAACCCAGUGACCGAAGCCAGUGACCAGGGAACCUCCAGCCAGUCAGCAGAGUCUGCUUCAGCCAGCAGUAGAGACUUUUACACCAAAUCAAAUAGGUCUGGCCAAGAACUUGACCUAGAGGCAGGCAGACAGAGGAAGGCAGCCUGCAACGAGCCAAAUAGUAUUCAAGUUGGGAACUCCCGGUCUGCAGAAGAUAGCAUCUUUCUCAAAGGAAGCACAAUACCGGAGACACAAAACAACGCCAUACAACUGCCAGAUAUUGAUUAUCCCCAAAAUGGCAAUCAAACCAGGAACUAUGUUGAAAAAGAUAGCUUUUCAGUCAAUUGUGCACAUUCAGACCAAAACUUUGGGCCUUCACCAAUACAGGACCAGGACCUUUGUGUAACUCUGCCUUCACCUAUGAAGGAAAGCAGUAUUGAACCUUUUAAAACUGACUCCACAGGUUUGAGUGAGGGCAUUCCUGGUGGUAUCACUGCUGUGGCUGUUACCAAAGUAGCACAGGCACCCACACAACCCAACCACAAUGACAUCAAUGGAGAAAUUGAGGAGGAAGAUGCAGAAGUAGCAGCAGCUCUGGCUGCACUGGAAGCUGCAACUGCAGGGGAAGACCUGGAAGAUGACGAUGAGUACUAGAUGAAGCUUUCUAUCUAGUACACUGGGUGAGAUCCAGAUUUUAGUUCUGGAUCUAUAUGAACACAUGUACAGCACAUGCGGACAGCUGUUAUGAACAGCAUAUAUAAAAGGAGUUGGAACUAAAGCUCUGUCCCUUCAGCUGUUUUAUACAGCCUUUUAAUUUCUGCUGCCUGAGGUACAGAAGUGCUCCGUUGGCUAAUGGUAAUACUCACACUCUUCUCUAUGGGGCCAACCAGGAGAGCAAAGCAUCAUUUCUUCCACACAGGAUAUUCUGCUGUAUACCCACCUCACCUGGACUCAUGCAAACGUUUCCCUUGGUUUUGACCCUCAAGAGGGUCUGUGCACACUGCAUGUUCCAGGUUCAGUCAACUUCCAUUAUUUAAAACACGAACAUGAAGUUAGAAACCACAGAUUUUCAUAAUGUUAGCAUGAAAAAAUAAAACCGACUCAAAGUUCUAUGAUUUAAUGAAGUACGAAAUAGGGAAAGCAGCUUGGCUUGCGCUUCACUGCGGUUACGGUUUCAUUCCAGGUUAAGCCUAAAUCUGUGCACGCGCAGCUGGUGUUAGGGUGAUAACCUUAUAUCUUCCCUGACACCUCCCCUGGACUUUGUUUGAUACCCCAAGUGACCUGCUUCAAUUCAUUAAAACAGCAGAAGCCCAGCCAAAUCCAAGACAGUGGGUAACUUUCUGUUGCUUUAAUGAGCUGAAGUAGCUCAGGUAGGAAUUGCACACACAUUAUCAGAGGUGCUGGAGAGGGAUCAAAACUCAGUCCUACCGGUUUGGAUAGAUUAAAACUGUUGUGAAACUGCAGACUGAGACUUCUCAACUCUGCUAAAUUUUCCAGGCACACAUCACUUGCCUUAACAAUACAGUUUGCAAACAGAUUGCGUCUCAAACUUCCCCAGCAAGCUGUGUUUUGUUUAUACACAAACAGCGAGAGCCAGCGUGGACCCAUCCCCAGCUCUGCUGCAGUCCUUAAACUUCCAGCAGGAAAGGGAACAAGCUUCCAAGUUGAACUGAGUGUAAGAUCUGAAAAUAUCAGAGAUUCAUUCCUGGAGUGUUUACUCUCCCUCUCAUCUUCAGACCAGUAUGUUAACCUUUCUUGUGGGAAGCAAAGGAGAUAAAGAUCAAAUUGGUGCUGCCAUUUCAUCAAAAGUGGGAUCUUAAUGGUUGAAAUAGAAAGUCCUUGACAUUUUAUGCUGAAAUUUUGUGGUUUCUGAGUCUGUUAUGAACUCUUAAUAAAAUUUUUUAAUCAUAUGAAAAAUCA
Chroicocephalus ridibundus (black-headed gull) is the source of this 2643-nucleotide messenger RNA. RefSeq names its product chromosome 5 C4orf19 homolog (gene PGCKA1). NCBI's taxonomy places the organism in Eukaryota, Metazoa, Chordata, Aves, Charadriiformes, Laridae. Bases 394 to 1377 code for a protein of 327 amino acids. The record is from RefSeq and is a predicted model, not a curated record. The transcript has 6 exons.